Molecule: messenger RNA, 1464 nt
Organism: Colletotrichum siamense
Lineage: Eukaryota; Fungi; Ascomycota; Sordariomycetes; Glomerellales; Glomerellaceae
Gene: hex-1
Product: Woronin body major protein
Exons: 4
Coding region: 1-1464 (487 amino acids)
Biological process (GO): positive regulation of translational elongation; positive regulation of translational termination
Molecular function (GO): translation elongation factor activity; RNA binding; ribosome binding
Source: RefSeq, a predicted model, not a curated record
AUGGCGAGGAUCAGAGGCCACACAAACAAGGAAAACGAAGCAAGAGGAUACUCUUCUUUGCCUUCCUUCUACCGGGAACGCUUAGAAGAUUCUCCUCGUUGCGCCCAAAAGGCCGCCAAUCUGGAUUUUGAAGCGCGCAUUCCCGUCCCCUUCAGCGUCUUCCCCUCCACCUACAAGGAGAGCGAGACACAAACCCAGACCCAGACCCAGACAGUAACCACUACCCACGAAGAGCUUGAGAUCAAACUCCCCGAGAAGCCUCACAAGCCCGGACGGGAAGGUCACGUCUCUUCGUUCCCUCAAGAACAACUUCCCCCUCCCAGGAAGGACCACCGCGUCACCGAAGAGGUCCGUAUCGAAGAACACUACCACCGUCCCGGUCCCGGUCCCAAGGUCGAGUCCCACACCUACGUUGAGGAGUUCCGCCCUGUCCACCAACACUUCCACAACACCACCAACGAGUUCAACAACGACACUCGUGUCCAAGUCGACCACCGUCACCACGAGCACCUGGUAAACCCGAUUGAUAGAAUCGAACGCCAGUACCGUCAACGCGCUCAGCCCAGCUACUACCGCGAAGAGGUCACCAUCGAGCAACGUCCCUUGGCUUUGCCCGCUCACUCUCACCACUCCUCCGGUUCUUCUCAGGUCUCGGGUCACUCCCACAAGUCCGACCACUCCUCCUCUCACCACUCCCACCACUCUCACCACCACCACUCCGACCACCACUCUCACCUCUCCUCCCACUUCCCCUCUCACCACCACCACCACCACCGCCCCGCCGCUUCCCACGUCGACGAGUACACCGUCGACUCCGAGCGCCCUCGCCCCCAGGAAUUCAAGGAGACCAUCAAGGUCACCGAAGAGACUAUCGAACCCUCCCACGUGUCUGCCCCCCAGCACAAGUCCGACAAGAUGGGUUACUACGACGAGCAAGGCAGCUCCACCGGCUACGAGAUCGCCGAGAUCCGUGGUGCUUCCCGCCCUUCGUCCCCCGGCAACACCGGUGCCCCUCUCCUCCCCAACACCGUCACCAUCCCCUGCCACCACAUCCGCCUCGGUGACUUCCUGAUCCUCCAGGGCCGCCCCUGCCAGGUCAUCAAGAUCUCCACCUCCGCCGCCACCGGCCAGUACCGCUACCUCGGUGUCGACCUCUUCACCAAGCAGCUUCACGAGGAGUCCUCCUUCAUCGCCCACCCCUCCCCCAGCGUCGUUGUCCAGACCAUGCUCGGCCCCAUCUUCAAGCAGUACCGCGUCCUCGACCUUUCUGACGGCCACGUCACCGCCAUGACCGAGACCGGCGACGUCAAGCCCAACCUGCCCGUCAUUGACCAGUCCAACCUCUGGUCCCGCCUCAACAGCGCCUUCGAGUCCGGCCGUGGCUCCGUCCGCGUCCUUGUCCUCAACGACGCCGGCCGCGAGCUCGCUGUCGACGUCAAGGUCAUCCACGGCUCCCGUCUGUAA